UAUAUAACAAAUAAUUUGAGUAGUAGCAUGAUGGCUGCUGUCGACGAGAACACAAGAGGUGGAUACUUCCUUCCUGCCUUUGCUAUCCCUAGUAAUGACCCAGAGGGCGUGGGAGGUGGCAAUGCAGAUUUUCCAGCCUUUCAAAACAACAUGAAACCCCUCCCUCAAUAUCUACCUAGCUCAACUCGCAGCUUCGCCAAGUUAGAGGGAAAGGAAUUUGAGUAUCUGGUCCGGAAGAGAAGUAUUACAAUAGGAAGAAACAGUAGCGCUGGAGAUGUGGACGUAUCCAUGGGUAAAAGCAGCUUCAUUUCACGACACCAUCUAACCUUGAGAAGGGAUGGCAGGGAGUUCUUCUUGAAAUGUCACUCUAAAAAUGGGAUCUUUGUUGACGAUUUGUUCCAGUCUAAGGAGAGCGAGUCUGUUAAACUUCCCAAAAGCUGUACGUUGCGGUUCCCCAGCACCAACAUCCGAGUAAAAUUCACGACAAUCCCGUCAGAAGAAGGAACAUCCUCGCCGCACCACGCGCCCCCACCACACAACCCCCAGCAGCACCAAUACACGCCGCCAGCUCCUGUCGUUACGCGCUAUCCCAUCAAUACUGUUACUUUUACUAGACCUGACAGGACUAUAAUGAUAUCUCCCUGUCCUUCUCCAACUCAUACCAUCAGUGCCGUUAAUUCAUGCCCCGUGUCACCAAGAGGACAUCACAAAUCUAUGGCGGAUCACAUGGCAACUCUACAGGCUGCCGCCGACAGAAUCAAGUCUGAACAAAGAGCUUUGGAAGUUGCGAACAGACUGACCCAAGCUAACUGCGAUGUGAGUGCCGACGAGAAGCCUCCCUACUCUUACGCUCAGCUGAUAGUCCAAGCUAUUGCCAGCUCCGAGAGCAAACAUUUAACUCUAAGUGGAAUAUACCAGUUCAUCAUGAAAACGUACCCGUAUUAUAAAGCAGCUGACAAGGGCUGGCAGAAUAGUAUAAGACACAACCUAUCGCUCAACCGCUACUUUAUAAAAGUACCGCGAGCUCAAGACGAACCUGGCAAAGGCAGUUUCUGGAGGUUGGACAAGAACAGCGAACCUAAACUUGUUGAACAAGCCUUCAGGAGGAGGAAUAAGAGAAGUUUAAUUCCAUGCAGAACAACUUUAGGAAUGAUGUCCAGGUCUGCCCCCGCCUCCCCUACACAUGGUAACAACACAUUUGACCAGUACUCACGGCCAUCCUCUCCCUGUAUCACUAUUCCUGAACUUAUGGAGAACUUCAGUGCUCCUACUUCACCUUUAAAACUCAGUCCCACUGAUAAUGGUCGAUAUGGGCACAGUUCUCAGGCUGCAAUCCCUAUCAUGAACCUGCCUUCGCCGACAGAACGGAGCCAAAUGAACCAUUUCUCAAAUCUAGAACAAUCUAAAGCAUCGUCCUCACCAGCUAGUGUCCAAGAGAUACCAGCCCCUGAGAAGAGGGAAGCUGAGAAUGGGAAGAGUACUGAGAAGGAGAAUGAGAUGAAACAAAAGGAGCCUCCUUUUAGUGGCAACCGCCGGGAACCUACUCGUGUAAAGCAGCAGUGGGGACUAUCUUCAGAGAAAGAGCUAGAACGUCGCGUAAGCGAGGAAGCUAAGAAAGUUUUUGAAUAUCAGGACGAAGAUGAAAACUAAACACCGCUAAAAUCCCUCCUCCAUCUACUUCAUUUUGUCGGGUCAACGUGCUUUGAUCGAGAUAUACUAUACAAGAUCCUCGGAUGUAUUCUUAUAUUCUGUUCGGAUCUACUAAACAACCCUUUGCUGAGAAAUAGUGUUAAUGAUUUUUAACGAUUUCUAUGAUCAGCAGGAGGGCGCAUGUUCUUUAUCUCUUUAAGUUGGAGAAACACGGUUAUUCAAAACAUUGAUGUUACUAUAUUUAGGGAGGCGACGUUGAACUUUAAUUUUAGCAAUUUAUUAAUUAGCGAUUUCGUCCCCCUCCAGAUAGCGACAUUCCCUUAUUAGUUGCUAUUGUAACAUAUAUAUUUCCAAGCUCCUGUUUUUACCACGGAAUUAAUCCUAAACCAUUAUACUCUGUAAUGAUAUGCCUGGUCCAGUUUUGAAAUUGUUGCUGAAUAAAUUUCUUAACUUAUUAUUUUUACUGUCGAUCGAUUUGGCUGAUUAGGUCGGAUAAUUUUAUGAUCAUUCCUCUUGAUUUCUAUGAAUUUUGAUUCAUAUUUGAUUCCAUAUUGUUAGGAUAAAUGAUAUGGCUAUACGUUUUCACAGAUUUAUUGACAAGCUAGGGAUUAAAAGGUUGGGAAAGUUGAUUAGAUUUGAUAAAAAUUUGGUGGGAUCAUUGAAACUAUGUCGUGAAACAUCUAUUUCCUUACCAAAGAAUUGUCUUAUACAUAACAUUUUUCAAGGCUUUUUACAAGAACAUUGUAUAACUUUUAUCGCAAUGUUAAGAAUGAUACCUUGACCCUUAUUAACCGAUCAUUUUUGAUAUUAAUAGUUUAUCUUUCGUGAUUUAACAUCCGAUUGCCAAUUUGAUGAUUCUGCUUUGAGGUUUUACGUUCGAGUUAACAAAUAAUUAUUAUUGAUGAGAAAAUUUUUUGGAAUCGAGCUUAAGUUUGUCGUGAUGUUACCUAUAAGUUUGAAAUGUGGAACUUCAUGGGAGGGUAAAACAAAUGAGCCUCCUAUCCAGCAGCAUAUCGGUUUGCCGAAAGGUCGCAUCAAAUUCCCGGACUUCCCAUACCGCGAAAGGUUGGCCUCUAAAGUUUGAGCCUUUAUGCUAUUGCAAGUUCUAACCUUUUGCUACAGUGUGUUUGCAAAUGAAAUUUCAGACGGCUGAUACCGUAUUAUGGGAAAUCUGUGAUGGUUCUCUGUGAAUAUCCACGUGAUUUAUGAUUUGAACUGUAUUUCGACUGUGAGAGAAGUAAGCCACUAUUAUAGUAUAUAUAGGCCGGUAUCUACCGGUUUCUAUCAGUAUUUCUACUGCCGUUUACACUGUAUUUCCCGACUGUGAAACUGGAAAUUAGUAAGCGAAUAUAUAGGCCGGUGUGUUUACACUAAGUUUAUUUUUGUUAUGUGCCGACUGUAAUAUUAACAUACAUUACAAUUUCAUGCCAAUCUUAAA
This is a messenger RNA of Bolinopsis microptera, 3088 nucleotides long. RefSeq names its product forkhead box protein K1-like. Gene Ontology annotation, molecular function: protein binding; DNA-binding transcription factor activity, RNA polymerase II-specific; RNA polymerase II cis-regulatory region sequence-specific DNA binding. The transcript has 12 exons. NCBI's taxonomy places the organism in Eukaryota, Metazoa, Ctenophora, Tentaculata, Lobata, Bolinopsidae. Gene Ontology annotation, biological process: regulation of transcription by RNA polymerase II. The record is from RefSeq and is a predicted model, not a curated record. The coding region runs from base 28 to 1650 and encodes 540 amino acids.